CACUCAACGUAUGCUCGACUAGAUUCGUUGGAAUCGCUCCUCAACGAACUUCCCUAUAUGUUUUAUCUGGGCCUGUUUUUUGUGAACGUUUUGAUCCUAUACUAUGCCUUUCUAAUGGAAUACAUCGUCCUUAAUGUGGGUAUAGUGUUUCUACCGGAAGAUAUGGACCAGGCGCUGGUGGACCUAGGGGUACUAUCUGACCCGGCCUCUGUCCCUUACGACACGGACACAGAACUCGAUGUGUUCGAGAGGUACCUGGAGUGAGCUGGGCUCCCAAGGCUAGAGAGGCAGAGAGAAGCGCUGCUGCAUCGGCCUGCUCCCCGCGGUGAACUGGACUCCUACCGGCCCGUGAUGAUGAUGAUGAUGAUGAUGAUGUUGGGAGAGACUGAUACUGGGAACUCCAGGAGGAGAUUUACGUUGGCUUGGAGCAACAUUGGCUGCGGGAUGAAAAAGUUGUCAAGACUCAAGACAUCUGGAGAGAGUCAGAACCAACAGACAGACGGGACAAUUCACAGCAGAGUUACAGCUGCCUGUCAAAACUGUCUAACUGUGGCCAAUCAACAAGCAGAACUGUCUAACUGUGGCCAAUCAACAAGCAGAACUGUCUAACUGACCAAUCAACAAGCAGAACUGUCUAACUGACCAAUCAACAAGCAGAACUGUCUAACUGUGGCCAAUCAACAAGCAGACCUGUCUAACUGGCUAAUCAACAAGCAGGACUGUCUAACUGGCUAAUCAACAAGCAGGACUGUCUAACUGGCCAAUCAACAAGCAGGACUGUCUAACUGGCUAAUCAACAAGCAGGACUGUCUAACUGGUGA
Molecule: messenger RNA, 821 nt
Organism: Salvelinus namaycush (lake trout)
Lineage: Eukaryota; Metazoa; Chordata; Actinopteri; Salmoniformes; Salmonidae
Gene: dexi
Product: Dexi homolog (mouse)
Exons: 2
Source: RefSeq, a predicted model, not a curated record